Messenger RNA from Dermacentor silvarum, 3721 nucleotides. Its product is annotated as putative acyl-CoA synthetase YngI. The transcript has 16 exons. The record is from RefSeq and is a predicted model, not a curated record. Bases 192 to 1979 code for a protein of 595 amino acids. Gene Ontology annotation, molecular function: medium-chain fatty acid-CoA ligase activity. Gene Ontology annotation, biological process: fatty acid metabolic process. Lineage: Eukaryota; Metazoa; Arthropoda; Arachnida; Ixodida; Ixodidae.
UUGGCGAGUGCGUAUGUGCGAGCUUUCCCCGCAGCGCUUUCUCGAGCAUCUGCGCGUUUUCGUGAUUUCGCCAGAAGGUGCAUGGGAUGUAGUUUCUGUAAUAAUCCUUGCCCGACAAGUAUCCUAGCGCUGAUAGUUGUGUGACGCGUUAUAGCCAGUGGUAGUCCGCGUGCUUUACGGGUUCGGAAAGCAUGCUUUCCUCGCGCGGCAAAACAACGAUGGCACUUCUCCGUCACACCAAACCGCUGAUUCGUGCGCUGCUUCGUGCUCAGCGUCACACAGCUGCAAGGCCACAGUCUGCCGUGAUUGUGGAACCACGGAAGCUUGUCACCAGCUACCAAUGUGAGCCGAGUGAAAUGCCCAUGACUGGCGAAACAUACGGACAGCACAUAGACGGAGCUGCUGCCAAGUGGGGUGAUGACGUUGGCUGGGUCUUUCAGCACAGUAAUCAACAAAUAACCUUUGCAAAUUACAAAGCUGAUGUGGACUCUGUUUGCAAAGGAUUGUUGUCUGCUGGUUUCACCAAAGGAGAUACAAUUGCCAUCUGGUCGCCUAAUUCCUACAACUGGAUAGUUAUUUAUGGUGCUAUGGCAAAGGCUGGCAUCCUAUCUGCUUGUGUACAUCCUGCUUAUACUGCAGCAGAGUUUGAAAAAGUGCUGACAAAGGUGCGUUUUGCAGGGAUAUUUAUUCCAGAAUCAUUCAAGAUUCUCAAGUACUAUGAGAUGCUCUGCUCCCUGAUUCCUGAGCUAAAGGACUCCAAUCCUGGCCAGCUGAAUUCUAAGAAGUAUCCAUUCCUAAAAGCCAUUAUUGUGGAGAGCGACAAGGCAUUGCCAGGCUGCAUCAACUGGCAAGACAUUCUCCGAGGAGGAAACGUCAACUUAGCUGAGGCAGAAAGCAAAGUUGGCAUGGAUGAUCCUGUUACCAUUGUCUUUACUUCUGGGACCACAGGAACCCCGAAGGCAGCUAUGCUUUCCCAUCAUGGAUUUGUAAACAAUUCUAUCAUGUAUGACCAUGCUUCACCUGAUCCAGAGCGCUCAGUCCUGUGCAGCCCCUUGCCUUUCUUCCACGUUUUCGGCAUGACUACCGUCCUGGGCUUGACUGUUGUGCGAGGAAACUGUUCUGUGGUUCCAAGCCCUGGUUAUGACACCAAGGAGGUUCUCAAGUCCAUUCAUACGUAUAGGUGUUCACAGGUUGCUGGAGCACCAACCAUGAUUGCAGACCUGAUAAAUCAUCCAGACUUCAGGAGCUUUGAUCUUUCCUGCCUAAACAGAGUUGUAAUGGGAGGCAAUGUGGUGACAACAGAGAUGAGAAGGUUGGCCAGGGAAAAGUUUAAAGCUAACAUCUGGGUUGGCUAUGGAGCUACAGAAACAACAACAGUAGCUACUCUGUUGACUGAGAGAGAUCCUGAGAGUAAGCAGGAGACAACUGUUGGGAGACCAGUAGGCCAUGUAGAGGUAAAGAUUGCAGAUCCUGUCACAGGCAGGGAAACUGCCAUCAAUGAACCUGGAGAUGUGUGGAUUCGAGGUCAUAAUGUCUUUAUUGGCUACUACAAUGACGAAGAAAAGACUAAACAAGUCAAAGGACCUUCUGGAUGGUACAAGACUGGAGACUUGGGCAAGAUGGAUGAAGAUGGCUACCUGAGUAUCAUUGGACGUCUGAAGGAUAUGGUCAUCAGAGGAGGAGAGAACAUUUAUCCACUUGAGAUUGAAGAAGUUCUCGGUACCCACCCUGCUGUUGAUGAAUGCCAUGUAAUUGGAGUGCCAGAUUUGCGGAUGGGUGAAGAACUUUGUGCCUGGGUGUUACUUAAGCCAGAAUCCAAGGUAACUGAUGCUGAGCUUCAGCAGUACUGCAAAGGCAAGCUUAGCCACUUCAAGAUUCCAAAGUAUUUCCUUUAUGAGAAAGAUUAUCCAAAGACAGCUAUAGGAAAAGCACAGAAAAACAGAAUGCGGGAAGCAGCAGCAAAGAAGUUGGGUCUGUGAGCAGGAAGAACUCAGUGAUGAUGGACUUUACCACCUUGAACACCUUUUGGCUUCUGGUUCUUGUUGGCCUCUCACACCUGAGCCUGUGGAUGAUAAUAAGAAGAGUCAUUUCUUGCUUCAGGAGUGGUGUAAGCAUUGGCAGCAUGCAUUUGUCGGCUUUUUCAGAGGCAGUACAGCAAGUAAAGGCAUCAUGGUAUAUAGUGAUAAACUAUAUUGGAACUUAUGUGUCAUGCUUGUUGUAAAAGCAGUCAAAUGUGGUGGUGGCCUGUAGAGCAGGUGAUAUUAUGGUGUGCUUAUAUUUGCUCAGAUAUCCUACACUUGUUAAAUGACAAGGAUACAGUCUCUUUCAAAAAGAGGCAAUUGUCCUAUGUGCUGUAGGACCCCUCCACAAAAUGUGUACUGUUUCUCAGGAACACACUGAGGAGCUGUACAGUCUGUUUCAAACUUAGGGGAAAACUCGGAGCGCAUUGCAUCAUGAUGCGGCGAGCGCUGGAGUCAGGUGCCGGCAGCAGCUUGCGCAGGUGCAGACGCUCGAGGCAUGGAAUCUUGAAUUGCGUCGACUGCUACGGCGGCGCGCGCUGGCUACAUGGUCGGGAAGUGUGCUACUGUCAAGGGCAGUGCACGGAUUUCAUCGUUACUGCGGGAAUGGAGUCGAUAUUCUUAACUAAAUGUUGUGCGACGCCAACCUCUGAGCCUUCAUUGGCGAUAAUGGGGUUCUGCAAACUUCUUUUGACAGCAUCCUUUGUUUGUUCUUUCGAAAGGCCAAGGUACUGAGUGCAUGCAUGUAUAUUGCUUCACUCUGUGUGCUACCGUAAUAAGCAGCGUCAAGAAAGAGAUGCCAAAAUGUGCGCGCAACAUGCUCGGUCUUUAUUUGAUGCAAAAGGAAAACAAAGCACUCAACAAUAAUAACUAUGCGGGUCAAACACAAUGAAACAAACAGAUAAGAAUAAAGGAAUGCUUUAGGUUAAGACAUUGAGCUGGAAGUGAUUCUUCUCGACAAUAGUUCAUUAAACCAGACAGGUGUUCGUGUCUGACCCGCAUAGUGCUUUGUUUUCCUUUCACGUCAAAUAAAGACUGAGCACGUUGCGCGCACAUUUUGGUGUCUCUUUGUUGUCGCUGCUUAUUAUGGUAGCACACACACUGAAGAAAUAUUUGUGCACACACUCAGUACCCUGGCCUUUCAAAAGAACAAAUGAUGGAUGGUGUCAAAAGAAGCUUGCAGAACCCCAUUAUCGCCAAUGAAGGCUCAGAGGUUGGCGUCGCACAAUGUUUAGUUAAGAAUAUCGGCUCAGUUACCGCAGUAACAAUGAAAUCCGUGCACUACCCUUGACAGUAGCACACUUACCGACCAUGCAGCCAGCGCGCGCCACUGUAGCAGUCGACGCGGUUCAAGAUUCCGCGCCUCGAGCGUCUGCACCUGCGCGAGCUGCUGCCAGUACCCGACUCGAGCACUCGCCGCAUCGGCAUGAAAUGCACUCCGAGUUUUCCCCUGAAUGCAAAAUGGAGUUUAUCCAGCAGAUUGCUCAAGUUGCAAUUGUUCAAGUGACAUUGUUUGCAGGUCACGAGUGAUACGAGCAUUUAAUGUGUGUAUUGUGCUAUGUAAAAGAGGCCGUGAACACUACUUGUUUAUCCUCUUUCAGUGUGUAUCGAAAGUCUGAAUAGACUGGCAGUUUGAUAACCGAGCUGAAAUGUAGUAGCCGUUACGUGUGCCUCUCUCCCCGUUUUUUUUUUUUUUUUUUUUU